Molecule: messenger RNA, 1989 nt
Organism: Nicotiana tabacum (common tobacco)
Lineage: Eukaryota; Viridiplantae; Streptophyta; Magnoliopsida; Solanales; Solanaceae
Source: RefSeq, a predicted model, not a curated record
UAUCAAACGGUUUUUUUUCUAAUCGUGUGGUCUUUGGCUGAAAUCUCCGCGACUGAAAUCUCUCUCACUCUCUCUCUAGAUUAUCUCAUAUUCGCUCCCUUGCUUCCACCAUUGGCUUAUCCUCGCUUCUUGAGUGCUCCCUAAUUUCUCUGAAUUGCGAAACUCUUGCCUGAGACAAUCGCAGCUUUGAAUGCGAAUCUUUUGAUUCCUUUCAUUGGCUGUGAUUUUACUGUAUCAUUACCUUCCGGCGGAAUAUGUUUAUUUAUCUUCUUCAUCUUUGUGUUCCCAGACGAAUGAGCUUUUGUCACAGUUGGCUUGAUUUUCACCUCAACGCGGAAUGAGUAGUUCGUGCACCGAUGCUUUUGAAUAGACAUGGCUUCUGCUACUUCAAUGUCAGUUUCUAUUGAAUGUGUGAAUAUAUGUAAGUCUUGGAAAGGAGAUGUGAGUGGGAGAUUCGACUGUAGUGUGCUAUCUUGUGCCUGGAAGGCGCCAAGGGCCUUGACUGGGUUCCUUGCCAGCACAACUCAUCCUUCUCAGUGUUCCUCUACUCCUUAUAGAUAUGGAAGAAGAAAUCGUCUCCACCGAUGUAGAUGUUAUACUUCUGAUAUGGAUGAACGCUACUCUGAUGAAGCUCUGCAAGCAGUCCCUGGCUCAAGGCUUCUACUAACUACUUCUAGCAAAUGGAAAUUAUGUUGCUCUUUAUCAUUUUCUUCAGAGUCUUGUGAAGAGAUAUCUCCUGAAAGUUUGUGGGAGGGUCUUAUACCUUCCAUUUCAUAUCUUUCUUACAAGGAAUUGGAAUUGGUUCGCAAGGCUUUGAAUCUUGCUUUUGAGGCGCAUGAUGGUCAAAAGCGUCGUAGUGGAGAGCCCUUUAUUAUUCACCCAGUUGCAGUUGCACAGAUCCUUGGACAGCUUGAAUUGGAUUGGGAGUCAAUUGCUGCUGGGUUAUUACAUGAUACUGUGGAAGAUACAAAUGUAGUUACUUUUGAAAGAAUAGAGAAGGAAUUUGGUCCGACAGUUCGGCGUAUUGUUGAAGGGGAGACUAAGGUAUCCAAGCUCGGAAAGAUCAAGUGCAAGGAUGAAAGCCAUGUACAGGAUGUCAAAGCUGAUGACCUUAGACAGAUGUUUCUUUCCAUGACGGAGGAGGUCCGUGUUAUAAUUGUAAAAUUGGCUGAUAGAUUACAUAAUAUGCGCACUCUUUCACAUAUGCCUCCACACAAGCAGUCUGGCAUUGCAACAGAGACGCUGCAGGUUUUUGCUCCUUUGGCAAAACUUCUUGGAAUAUACCAAAUCAAGUCAGAACUUGAAAACUUAGCAUUUAUGUAUACAAAUGCUCAAGACUAUGCCAGGGUGCAGCGAAGAAUUGCAGAACUUUAUAAAGAACAUGAAAAAGAACUCAAAGAGGCAAAAAGAAUAUUGAUGAAGAAAAUAGAGGAAGACCAAUUCUUAGAUCUCGUGACGGUGAAGACUGAAAUUCAUUCAAUAUGCAAGGAACCUUACAGCAUCUACAAAGCAGUGCUGAAAUCUAAGAACUCGAUAAACGAAGUGAACCAAAUUGCGCAGCUUCGAAUUAUUAUAAAACCAAAGCCUUGUGUUGGAGUUAGGCCCCUUUGCAGUGCACAUCAGAUAUGCUAUCAUGUGCUUGGACUUGUACAUGGAAUUUGGACACCUAUCCCGCGGGCUAUGAAAGACUACGUCGCCACUCCAAAGCCUAAUGGCUAUCAAAGUCUUCAUACAACAGUGAUCCCAUUUCUUUAUGAGAGCAUGUUUCGUUUGGAAGUUCAGAUAAGAACUGAAGAGAUGGACCUGAUAGCUGAGAGAGGCAUUGCUGCGCAUUACAGUGGGAAAGGUUUUGUAAAUGGUUUAGUUGGGCAUGUUAUAACCAAUGGUAGAAGUUCACGAGGGAAAAUAGUCUGCCUUAACAAUGCCAAUAUUGCUCUCAGGGUAUAAAUCUGUUGCUUUUGCUAAAUUGUCUAGUGCCUUAUUAGCUGU